CUUUGAAGUCCAUUUCUCGUUUUCAGCUUCGGGUCGAGAUCCAAAAUCCGAUAAUAGCUCUCUCAGAUCGGAUUUUCCCACCAGAGAAGAAAACCCAUUUCUGGGGUUUCGAGCUCCCAAAUUGGGGUUUGCACGGUGAUUAGCCUUGACGAAGCAACAUGGGAGGUGGAUUUCGAGUUCUUCAUUUGGUCAGGCCCUUUCUUUCGUUUUUGCCAGAAGUUCAGAGCGCUGACAGGAAAGUCCCAUUCAGAGAGAAGGUGAUAUACACCGUGAUCUCGCUCUUCAUUUUCUUGGUUUGCAGCCAGCUUCCUCUGUAUGGCAUACACUCCACCACUGGUGCAGAUCCCUUCUAUUGGAUGCGUGUUAUUCUCGCUUCCAAUCGAGGGACUGUCAUGGAGCUUGGGAUCACCCCAAUUGUCACAUCUGGGCUGGUCAUGCAACUCCUUGCUGGGUCUAAGAUUAUUGAAGUGGACAACAAUGUACGCGAAGAUCGUGCUCUUUUGAAUGGAGCACAGAAGUUAUUGGGCAUCCUGAUAGCUAUUGGUGAGGCAGUUGCCUAUGUUCUCUCAGGCAUGUAUGGUAGUGUUGGCCAACUUGGAGUUGGAAAUGCCAUUCUCAUUAUCAUUCAGCUCUGCUUUGCUGGUAUAAUUGUGAUAUGUUUGGAUGAACUACUUCAGAAGGGAUAUGGUCUAGGCUCUGGAAUUUCCCUUUUCAUUGCCACCAAUAUCUGUGAAAACAUUAUCUGGAAAGCGUUUAGUCCCACCACUAUCAACAGUGGGCGAGGAGCUGAAUUUGAAGGUGCUGUUAUUGCCCUGUUCCAUCUGCUGAUAACUCGAACAGAUAAGGUUCGAGCUCUUCGUGAGGCCUUUUACCGGCAGAAUCUUCCAAAUGUGACAAAUCUGCUUGCGACAGUGUUGAUCUUCCUAAUAGUAAUCUACUUCCAAGGGUUCCGUGUGGUUCUACCUGUGAGAUCAAAGAAUGCUCGUGGACAGCAGGGUUCCUAUCCUAUCAAGCUGUUCUACACUUCCAACAUGCCCAUCAUUUUGCAGUCUGCACUUGUCUCCAACCUUUACUUCAUCUCCCAGUUGCUGUACAGGAGGUACAGUGGAAAUUUCCUUGUGAAUCUUUUGGGUAAGUGGAAGGAGUCUGAAUAUUCAGGUGGACAAUUCGUUCCUGUCGGUGGUCUUGCAUAUUAUAUCACUGCACCUUCAAGCUUAGCUGAUAUGGCAGCCAAUCCUUUCCAUGCACUUUUCUAUCUUGUGUUCAUGUUGUCAGCCUGUGCACUUUUCUCGAAAACAUGGAUUGAAGUUUCUGGAUCCUCUGCCAAGGAUGUUGCCAAGCAGCUCAAGGAACAACAAAUGGUGAUGCCUGGUCAUCGUGAAUCAAACUUGCAGAAGGAGUUGAACCGCUACAUUCCCACAGCUGCUGCUUUUGGAGGCAUGUGCAUCGGUGCACUGACAGUGUUGGCCGAUUUCAUGGGUGCAAUUGGUUCAGGAACAGGAAUUCUGCUUGCAGUGACAAUCAUCUAUCAGUACUUCGAGACAUUCGAGAAAGAAAGAGCCAGUGAGCUUGGUUUCUUUGGUUUCUAGGCAAUUUGUUGCCAGUAAUAGUUGGUCUCCCUGACAAUUUUGGUGUGCUGAGAGAUGUAAGUAGGUUUUAACAGCGAAGUUCAAGAUAUUAGGCUAAUCUCUUAUCACUCCUUUGAAGAAAAUACAAAAGCAAUGCAAUCCUCUAAACAUAGUGUUAUAUGGUUUCAUUUCCCUUUCGCAUUUCCUCCACUCCUGUGUUUCAUUGUCAAGUAUCGUUGGAUCUAUGUAAACACUGUAAGGUCCUCGAUCUUUAUAAUUUACAUGUUUGAAAUCUUUAAGGACACCUUUUGAGAAGUAGCUGGCAGGAUUUUCCUCAUGCUCAAGACAGUGUUAGAAAUUCCCUUGUUAAUUAUGUUUCUGUAAUUCUGUUACACAAUUGACUUU
This is a messenger RNA of Prunus avium (sweet cherry), 1973 nucleotides long. RefSeq lists its product as uncharacterized. NCBI's taxonomy places the organism in Eukaryota, Viridiplantae, Streptophyta, Magnoliopsida, Rosales, Rosaceae. Gene Ontology annotation, biological process: protein transport. Gene Ontology annotation, cellular component: membrane. The record is from RefSeq and is a predicted model, not a curated record.